Molecule: messenger RNA, 441 nt
Organism: Rhodofomes roseus
Lineage: Eukaryota; Fungi; Basidiomycota; Agaricomycetes; Polyporales; Fomitopsidaceae
Exons: 3
Coding region: 1-441 (146 amino acids)
Source: RefSeq, a predicted model, not a curated record
AUGUUCGCCUCUGUGAAGUCCCUCCUUGUCUGCGGCGCCCUCGCCCUCGCGGCUGCCGCGCAGAACAUCAACAUCGCGCUGCCCGAGGCGUUGGUGACCGUGAACCCUGGUGACAACAUCACCGUGCAGGUCAUCAAGCCGGACUCGCUCACAGGCUCGACCGAGGUCGGCAUCGCCAUCUGCCUCAAGUCCUGCACGGGCUACACCGGCGGAUGCGACGCGGUCGACCCCACCGAGGCCCUCGGCUCCGUGCUCCUCACCUCUUCCUGGGCGCCGGUUUACCACCCCGACGAGUGGUACCCGUACCAGAACUUCACCGUCACCGUGCCGACGAGCUUCCAGAGCGGCCAGGCGAUCCUGACCGCGACGCACUUUGCGUUGCUCGGGGCGGGUCCCUACCCGUACACGGACACAGCCAACCAGACGAUCAACGUCGCGUAA